UCCUCCUCCUCUCGCCCCCCGAGCGCCAAAGCCAAGCGAGCGAUGCCUCUGAGCGGACCGGCAGCCUUCCUCAUCUUCUCCUUCCUCAUCUUCUUCCUCCUCCUCCUCUUCUCCCUCUCCAGAAGGAACCGGAGCCACAAUAGCAGCAGCAGGAGAAGCAGCAGCAGCAGCAGAGGCUUUUCUUCUUCUUCCUCCUCCUCCUCGCCGCCGCCUUGGGCUCUGGCUCUCGCCUUGUUCAGAACCACCAUUGGAGCGGACGGCAGCGGCGUUGGGUCUCCUCUUCUCCUUCUGGGUCUCUCUUCAGCCCUGGAUCCCGCUUUGUGCAAAGUUUGCCUCUCCUCCUCUUCUUCUCCUUCCUCACGACCGGCUUCAGUGCGUUGAUUCUUGGAAGGAGAAGAAAGCAAAACAAUUCAACCUCUCUCUAUGGCACGAUUCCUUUUUUUCUCCACCUGCCUUUUUUGAUUUCCUGAGGAUUUAAACGCGCCACAAGACUCGCUCUUUCUUCCCUCCGUGGACCUCGACAAACAACUCACCGGGAAAGGAUUUAAUCUCCGGCUUUUGGAAGAAAUACACUUAUAAUAUUUGGAUUUUUUCCCUCCGCUUCGUCUUAUAUUGUACCUCGGCGGGAGUUCUUUCUUCCUUCGAGAGUUCCCCGAGAAUCCCCUUAUUUGCUCGCCUUCUCCUCCCCCUGCAAAGGGGAGUAAACAAGAACCACGAGGAGGAAAAGGAAUAUGAGGGUGUCGUGGUUCACUUUCGCCUUCCUUUGGGGGACUUUCUGUACAAGGCCGGGCCAUGGCGAGGCAGAGACAAGGGAAUGCAUCUACUAUAAUGCCAACUGGGAACUGGAAAAAACCAACCAGAGUGGAGUGGAGCGCUGCGAAGGGGAGAAGGACAAGCGCCUCCACUGCUAUGCUUCCUGGAGAAACAACUCUGGCUCCAUUGAACUGGUGAAGAAAGGAUGUUGGCUUGAUGACUUCAACUGUUAUGACAGGCAGGAAUGUGUGGCCACAGAAGAGAGUCCACAAGUGUUCUUCUGCUGCUGUGAGGGGAACUACUGCAAUGAGAAAUUCACUCACUUACCUGAAGUCAGCGGUCCGGAAGUCGUAUAUGAGCCUCCUCCACCGACUCCCUCUCUGCUCAACAUUCUGGUUUACUCUCUGCUUCCAAUCAUUGCCCUCUCCAUCGCCAUUCUCCUGGCCUUCUGGAUGUAUCGUCAUCGCAAGCCGCCGUACGGACAUGUUGAUAUUAGUGAGGACCCAGGGCUGCCGCCACCUUCUCCUCUGGUUGGACUUAAGCCAUUGCAAUUACUAGAGAUCAAGGCAAGAGGCCGCUUUGGUUGUGUCUGGAAGGCGCAGCUGAUGAAUGACUAUGUAGCAGUGAAAAUCUUCCCCAUACAGGAUAAGCAGUCCUGGCAGAGCGAGCGGGAGAUUUUCAACACCCCAGGCAUGAAGCAUGAAAACCUCUUGCAGUUUAUUGCAGCAGAGAAGCGAGGAACCAACCUGGAGACAGAGCUGUGGCUGAUCACAGCUUUUCAUGACAAGGGCUCUCUGACUGACUACCUGAAGGGAAACAUUAUUAGUUGGAAUGAACUCUGUCAUAUGGCUGAAACAAUGGCUCAUGGACUCUCCUACCUGCAUGAAGAUGUCCCUUGGUGUAAAGGAGGACACAAACCUGCUAUAGCACACAGGGACUUCAAGAGCAAAAAUGUAUUGUUGAAGAGUGACUUGACAGCUGUGCUAGCUGACUUUGGAUUGGCUGUACGGUUUGAACCUGGAAAACCUCCAGGAGAUACCCAUGGACAGGUGGGAACAAGGAGGUACAUGGCUCCUGAGGUCUUAGAGGGAGCAAUAAACUUCCAGAGAGACGCUUUCCUAAGAAUAGACAUGUAUGCAAUGGGGCUAGUCUUGUGGGAGUUGGUCUCCAGAUGCAGAGCAGCUGACGGUCCCGUGGAUGAGUACAUGCUGCCCUUUGAAGAAGAGAUAGGACAGCACCCAUCCCUUGAGGACCUCCAGGAGGUGGUAGUUCACAAGAAGAUGCGCCCUGCAUUCAAGGAUCACUGGCUUAAACAUCCUGGUUUGGCGCAGCUUUGUGUCACGAUUGAGGAAUGCUGGGACCAUGAUGCAGAGGCACGCCUAUCUGCAGGUUGUGUAGAGGAAAGGAUUUCUCAGAUACGCAAAGCAGUAAACGGUACUACCUCGGACUGCCUCGUUUCCAUCGUGACCUCCGUCACCAACAUGGACUUGCUGCCCAAAGAAUCAAGUAUCUAAAUCCUGGUUCACUUUUUUUUUUGGUCCUUCCAGACUCAGUGGAUUUAUUAAAAAAGAAGUUAAACCACAAAUCCAACACAAACACACACAUGAAUGCAGCUGCUAUUUUAAUCUUGACUUUUUAAAUUGUUAUUAUUAUUGUUGUUGUUAUUAUUAUUGUUUUGAUUGGAUCAAUUUUACCAGCACAUUGCUCUACUGUAUUAAAAUGAAAAAAAGAGGACAUCUCAGCAAGCAUUCGGGUGCCGACUAAUGAAUGCAGAUACGGUGCAGGUACCUCAAAACCUCAACGGACUCACUUCAUCCUCCUUACAAUCCUGCUUUCUGAGUUUUCUCUUUUACUGGUUUGUCUUUUUUUACACAGAAUAUCAACAAUCUCAAGAAAACAACUUAAGUCAUCUGCAAGACAUGCUGCAAACUUUAAGACUGUUACAUAAGAUCACACCUCAAAAUGGACUUUCCCCUUAACUUUUCCUUUUCUUAUUUCUUUUCUAUUUUAGACAGUGAGUUUUAAAAAGAAAGAAAAAGCAGAUGUGUCUUUUACGGGUCUAACGGGUGUUGUUGUUAACAAUGGGGGAGGGAGGGAGAAGAAACUGAAAAGAGAAUGUUAACUCUUUGAUGGUAGACAUGAAAGUGAAAAGUUUAGUAAAUAGGGCUGGGAGAAAGAGAACGUUGGACUUCUGCAGCAUUUGGAGAAACACCUGCUAUGGAGCUACUUCUCAGGUAAACUGUUAAUGAGAGGAAGGGCAAGUUUUGAGGCAGAGUAUUCAGCUGCUGCAGAGUACAGAGAAAGUUGGGUCACAGAGAAUCACUGAUAGAAAUGGUUUUUUUAAAAUAUCUCAGGCUUUAACAGUGUUAAAAAGAAAAGAAAACCUUUAUCUUAUAUUUAUAAGUUCAGAGAAUUCGAUACUGGGAUUGACCUAUUGCAGAUUCCCUACCAGGUUUUCAACAGGACAGUGUUAAAAAUUCUGCUUUUUAAAAUAUACCAAAAUAUGAAGGAAAAAAUGAUUAAACUAAAUGGCUGACAAUGAUGCAACUAAAUAUUAACACACAGUAUAGAAGGCUAGGUAGACUGAUCUGAAGUAUGCCCCCAUCCCCCUAAGUGGCACUGAAACCAGUGGGAUAUACUUCCAAGUAAAUAUGUUUAAGGUUUGACAUUUAUCUGUUUCCAAAUUUCCUGAUUUCAUAAUUAGAGAAUAUGCAUUUCCAAGGAAGUGUGUUUAGGGCAUGGCAAUUUUAAGCUAGUUUCAAACUUGUUUAACUGCAUUAAACUACCUACCAUGACAUUUUAGGAACUGUAGAAGAGUCCAUCUUUGUAACGGAAGUAUCAAUGCCUUUAAACACAGGCAUGGGCAAACUUGGGCCCUCCGGGUAUUUUGGACCAACUCCCACAAUUCCUAACAACCUACUGGCUGUUAGGAAUUGUGGGAGUGAAGGCCAAAACACCUGGAGGGCCCAAGUUUGCCCAAGCCUGGUCUAGCACGUCACUCAAUUUGAAACAGGCUUUAAAACAAUUUGUGUUUGUUGCAUAGGUGUGUAUAAUGUAUCUGGCUGGUCAUGUUUUCAUCGACUAAGCCUGAGAAAGAUAGACACAUGCUACUUUUAAGUAAGAUUUUCAAUGAAGUUUACUCCCAAGUUAGGCAAUGCAUAUGUUGACAGUCCUCUCAGCGGUUAUUUUAAUUCUGUAUUCUCUGAACUCUGUCACCCAACUCUUUCGUCUUUACAGUGGUGCAUAUUUUAAAGACAGCUAAUUCUAUUAUGCCAUAAACUCGCUCUAGUCAGUGAAUGUUCCUAAUGCUGCUGAUUCAACAUUUAAAUAUUUUUUUAACUUGCAAAACAUGCAAUGAUUUUUUUAAAGAAAAAUUAAGAACACACAUACACAUUACGUGGCUUCCGAGGUUUAAACUAAAAAAAUGUUUUGAAAAAAACUUCAUGACCACAGACCACCUCAAACCAGAAAUACCUCAGAAUUUUCUACUUGUAUGAGUUUUAUUAUAUAUUUUGUUAGUUGUGUUGUCUUGUAGUAUGUAUAUUUUAAUGUAAGUUGGCUUUUAUGACAAGGGAGUUUUACAAAAAGAAAAAAUGAAGAAAAAAAGUUCAAAAAUCUUUUAGGAAGUGCUACCAUUAUUUCAUUUGUUUUGAUUUUCAUAAAGCGCCAUUGUAAAUAAGAGAAACAGUUUUAGAAUAACUGCCUAUCUAAGGUUCCUGGGCAUUAUUCACUAUUAUUUGUGAAAGCUUUUUCCAUUCUUUUACUUUUUGGGUAGUAGGAGCACAAGAUGUUUUAGUAAUGAAAACAAGUGCAUCAUUUCCUCUCCAUUAAAUAGUUCUAAUUCCUCCUUGGAUACAACAUCAAUCAAAAGAUAAAAUGUGUUUGUUUAAACACAAACUAUUUAACUAAUGAUAACAAGAUUAGUGGUAUAAGAAUGAUCACCCAUUAAAAAAACACACAAGCUGAAACCUGAUUUGACAGGCCACCAUGUUGUUGGGCUGCAACUCCCAGCAGUUGCAGUUGACAUAGCCAGUGUUGAGAAAUUAUGGGAGCUACAGUUCAACAAUAUCCAAAAGGUCACACAGUUCCCAUCCUUGCUAUAUUUUUUUGUGCUAAAACAGUUCCACAAUAUGGGUUGAAUCCAGAUUUAGGCACACACAACUCAGCUGGUGAACAGAUUUUACUACUUCCUUCCAAUAGCAGUUCCUCUACAAAUAUUACACCAAAAAGUUGGGUGAAGCACUUAUCCAUGAGCCAAGUUCCAUUUAUGGAAGGUGCCUUACAUCCAGAUUUUGAGCAUUCCCUCAUCCCAUUUAGCCUCUUCCAUCACACAGCCAACCAUCAUCACAGCCCUGCAACUCUUUAUGUAGCCUUUUCCAGGGACAACAGCAGUGGUUCUCAACCUAUGGAUCCCCAGCUCCCAGUGGCCUACAACUCCCAGAAAUCCCAUCCAGUUUAUCAGCAGUUAGGAUUUCUGGGAAUAGAAGGCCAAAACAUCAGGGGACCCACAGGUUGAGAACCACUGGACGAGUGCAACUAACAGGGAGAAGGGAACAAGGAAGUCUGCUUUCACCAGCAUUGUUCCUACUGUACUUGGAUUAUUCUAGAAUAGUUGGGAUCAUCUAUCGGUAUGGGUCUCACUGUAUUUUUAAGAAUAUCUGAGUGAGAACAAACAUUCCUAGAUGCGUAUGUUGAUACUGAGGUGCGCAAAAGAACAUAUCUAUUUUGAUAAGAAAGAGGGGAACUACAUACAACAUUCAAAGAUAAUGCUGCAUAAGAAAAUGCAAGUGUGCCUCAUGUUUCCAGCCGCUAUCCAAGAGUUAGAGAUGCUGGUAGUGAUCAUGCCAUCCCUUCCCACAUUGUGUUUCCCCUAAUGCAGAUGGACUCCAGAAGUAAGGGAAGAGGAAAGCCCAUUUGUAAGCCCUAACUAGCUGCUGCAAAGGAGCAUUUGGAUAAACACCCUGAUGUGUGAGCCCACUGCACCAGUCUUAAAUUUCAGUUUCUUUGGAGUAAAUACCAUUGAAAAGUAGUGGGAUUAACUUUUAAGUAAACUAGUUUAGGACUGGGAAACAUGGGCUUUUAAAUUAAGAAAUGUAUGUUCAAUAUAAAUGCAGUCCCCCUUUUCUGAAUGUCAAAAUGAACCCAUUUAUAAUUUUUACUGUUGAAGCGUAAUGGUCCAUAGUGAUAGUUAGGCAAAACUAAACUUAAGUCUUACAACAGAAAACUUUUUGAGCAAAUACACCCCCCCCCCCCAGAUGCCCUUCACUAUAUUUCUACAGCAUACUAACUGUACUUUGUUAAUUCACAAACCUAGCUUUGAUUGUCUCUGGAAAAGGGAGUAUUUUAGAAAAUACAUAUUGGUGCCCUAGAAAAUCAAGAGCUGCUAAUGAAACUAAGAGAUGUGUUCAGUUUGUGAUCCACUGUAUGUUGUGGUUUGCCAAGAAUUUUGUGGCUCCCUUAUUGUUGCAUACUCUAACAAGGAAAGGUUGUUUUUUGUUUUAAAAAAGCAUCUGUUAAGUCCCUUGUGCAAGACAUGGACUACAAUGACAUAAUAUGGGUAAAGACCUUUUAUUUUUAUCUUUAUGAUUGAUGUUAUGAAGAGGAAAGCUUUGGGGGAAAAGAACAAUUAAGAUGAAAUAAACCUUGAACCUAUAUAUCUUCUUAAAUGUAAUGUUUAAGAUCCAGGCUCUUGAUAUCAGUGGGAAAAAUGUGCUGUCUUUUAAUUAUUGUAAUAACUGCUGCUUUGGAUAUCAUUCUUUCUUGCAGCAUUAUUUAUGUCAUAGCUAAAACAGGGUUAUUACAGCAGUUGCUUUGCUUACAAACACACACCAUCCUGUUUCCUUUAAGAAACUUUAAAGUAUUUACUGAAAGUGCCAUAUGAGUUAUAGCCUACCGGACAGUGUCCUCAACCUUCUCUUUAUUUAAAGGGAGAAGCACAUACACACAUAUACAUAACCUUCACUCCUGGUUGCUAUAGAGUUGUUUCUAUUGCAGGGCACUGUAGGGUUUGCAAUCUUUAACCAAAAUUAACUGGUUUAUAUCCAUUAAAGGCAUCUCUUCGCUUGUACUGUAAUUUCUUACAGAUCAUUUUGUCAUUAGCUCAUUAAGCAAAAUGCUGGUCACCUACAAACUAAGUAUAAUCACCAACCCAAGGCACUCCUUUCUACAACAUCUGCACCCACAUUUGCACAUAGUAUAUUGUGGUGUUUAAAUAGGCAUAUUAAAUAGCUAAUAUGCAGCAUUCUCAGCUGAAUGAUCAGAGAUUUCCUCUACUAUUUAAAACAAGUGCCCAUUAAUAUCUUCUAGUCUUCCUGGCUCUUGAUUAUGGUAUAUGGUUAAUUAAAAAUGGUAUCUUGUUAUAGCAGUAGGGUAGUUCACUAUAGAUGCAGCUAUGCUUAAAAAUAAAUUCUUCCCAAAACUAAUCAGGUGUUAAGGUAUCUGCGCCAAUUGCUGUCAUUAAAUCUGCCCCACAGUGCUGUUCUAAAAUAGUUCACUUGCUGAAAUACUGACUUUUAGAGCAGUUAUAUCAAAUAAAGACUGAGUGGGCCUUUCUCAUAAGUACCAUAUAUACUCAUGUGUAAGUCGAGAGCAGAUUUUGGGACCAAAAUGAUAGAUUUUGAUAUGACCCAUAAAUAAGCUGUGGGUCAUUCUAUAAAGAGAGGAAGGCACGAAUGCUGCCUUGGAGGGCCACCUACACUCAUUGCCACUGCUGCCAUUUCCCCACUUCGGCAUUAAAAAAAGACCAGAAGCAGCACCACAAUGGUGAGAGUAAAGGGGAUUGGUACUUUUUUUAGGUUCUCCUACGUGUUGCACAUUUUAUUUCCCCAAAACAACAGAAUUACAUGUAAAGCAAGCUACUGUUUUCUGUGAAUGAAAAUUUUACAACGACUGAUUUACAUUUUAAUCACAUAAGGGGGGCUCCAUGUGAUAGUUUGGGAAUGGCGGUCAUACCACUGCAGUUCUCAUAUAAUUUGCUGCACUUCCCUCCUUGACAUCCACCUGGAGCCUUCAUUUUCACAUAAAGCCCUCAUAUGUUUCAACAGAUGAUAGGUGUCAAUAUAUUUGCUCAAACUUUUUAUAGUGUUUGCAAUCUUCCUACAUACCAUUACAAAUGAAGUUUUCCUUUUCACAUUGGAGAAUCAACAGAUGGUUGACUAACUAUAGCUGUUGCUAUUAAAAGAGAGAUAAAAAGCUGGUGUUUGUAAUCAACUGUUGCUAGCAGAAACAGUAAUUUAUAAUCCAAACAUCUCCCUACUGAAAAUUGGCUUCAGUCCAGAGAACUCCUUGCAGAAGUAGAAGGUACUUCCAAGGAGACAGUUUGUAACUGAGAUUUUUAGAGAAAAUAAACCACUCUGCAGAGAAAAUGAAUUGCAGUGAAUUUGUGGGGAACGAAUUAAGCAUGCCCCAUUCAGCUACUCACUCAUGCAGAUGGGAAGGGGCAUGCCUUUCUUUGUGAGCAUGCCUUCUGCAUUUCUGGGCACUCUCAAAGGCUAUAAAACUGCAAAAUGAACAUGGAGCUUCUGCUUUAUACUUUUCAUUAUCUGGAAAUCUUCUACAACUAUAUUCCCAAAUGCUGAAAAGUAUUCAUGGUUUCUACUGGUGUCGAACAUUCAAGUAUAUGACCGUUAAUGCUACAUACUAUGUGCAUUUGACACUUCCAGAGGUAUAGAAUUAACUACCUGUAUAUAUAUACAGAAGUAUUAAGAUGGAGAAGACAGAAGGAUGAAUAUCCUGUACGUGUGUGUAUAUAUAUUUACACACACACUUACAUACAUACACACACUUUCGCACACAGCAUUGUGUUUUUUCUUCCCUAUUUAUAAAGAAAAGAAAUUCAGAUUGUAAAGGAUGUGUAUGAAGCCAAAAAUAUGAUACUGACGCUACUGCAGUUCUCUCAUGGAGAGUAGUUCAUUUGUGGAGUUAAGCAGGAAGCAUCCAGUGCUAUCAAUAUGAAUAAUAAUUAAAUUAUAGUGCUCAUUUUAAAAACAUUGUCUACGUUAAUGGAAGGGGAAACACUUUUUAAAAAAUGCAAAGUUACAUCUAAAAAUAAUUAUUUACUUUGUAUAAUGGGUGAAAAUUUACUUUGCAAGAAAUAAUUUUUAACAGUCUUAAUACAUUUCCUUGUCUAAGAAAACCUGACAAAAUUGAUAAGUUUGCCAUAGUUCACAGGCAACAUGAAGGCACAUACAGACAAGUCAUAUAAAGAAAAAGUAAUAUAAAAUGUGUAUUUUCAACAUGUGAAACAGUAUUAGAAAGGUGGCUUGAAUUAAUUGGCAACAUACUAUAGGGUAUUCAUUCCUUCUGACAAAAAGCCUUUUGAUUUUUCUCCAUGACUUUAACAAACACCACUACUGAACAAUUGUCAUACAAAUUUCUAAUGGAAAACAGAUUUACUUCUGUUUUGUGGUAAGCUGUAAGACUUCAUACAUUAAUCACUUAAGAAAAUCACAAUUUGGAUUUCUACUCUCCAACAUAUUAGCAGUUUUAUUUUAUAGUGAUUAUGUAUGAUAAUAUGAUCUGUAAUGAAAUAUGUUGUUAAUAUUAUUUUGGCACUGGAUCCUGUAACAGUGAUAAAGCACUGCCAGACUGAAAUUCUAAAAAACAGUAAACAGAAGGUAAAAGAGUUUGGGUUUCCCAAUAGCUCUGGUACAAAGGUAACAUCUCCUAAUCUCCUAACCAAGAAUAUAAAACCAGACAUGCAUGAUCCAGCCCUUGCCUUUUCAUUUUGCCUUUAAUUCAUGAUGUCUGCAGGAAUUUAAUACUAAGCUUAACCAAAGAGAUUGGGAAAUGUUACAGCUGAAUAUGCCUGAAAUACAGACUGCAAGUUCUAUGAAGUUAAACUCACUUGGGCAACUUAACAAAGUCCUCAACCCUUUCUCUGGAGGUUUUUAAGCAGAGGCUGGAUGGCCAUCUGUCAAGAGUGCUUGGAUUGUGUCUUCCUGCAUGGCAGAAUGGGAUUGGACUGGAUGGCCCUGUGGUUUUUUCCAAGUAUGAUUCUAUGAGUGUUAUAAUCUAAAACAUGAAAGUGUGUUCUUGUGUAUCUUUUCAAGCCAGAUCCUAGUGCAUUUCCACACUCUUCAGUGCUCACUCUUUUGUCAUGCUUUAGCACCAAGUAUAGAAUCAUGUUAGUCAACUUCAUUUUCCAUUAUGCUACCAGAAGACAAAAUUCCUAGUGCAUUUUCCAGAAUCUGUCCGGUCAAUAUAUUUUUUCACAUUUGCCCUUUAAAAAAAAAGUCCUAAUUUAGGAAAGAGUUCAGUUCUUUUUAAAAUGUUUAAUAUUGUUUUAUUGUAACAACUCUACAGAAAGGAUGUUCUUUGAUUAUCUGACAGUUCUGAAGUCUAACACUGUUUGUGCCUUCACUUAUUUUCAUGCAAAGCAACUGCUGUAAGCUCUUAGCAUUCUAACGUUUUUUUUCACCAAGGGGUAGGUUGGGAGAGAGAAAGUGCUUUUCAUUGCCCUGUUGUUAUUUCUGGAUUUAGUCUGUGAUCCAGGUAUUUCAAGAACCAGUUACCUCAAACUUCACAUUAAACAGUGUUGCUUUCUGGAUUCUUCUUCAUACUGCAAGACUGUAACUUACACAGGCAAGGAAUCAUGCUACAUAUGGGUGUGUUUAUAUAUAAUAUAUAUGUGGAAAAACUGAAAUUUACCCCAAGGACUGAAGCUUACAAAUAAAGAAGCUUGCGAUUUCUCCCAAUGUUAAACCAAAAGAACUUCUUUGUCAAGCUUUCAAUUGCAUUGGAUGUAUGUCACAGUAAAAGGGUGUUACUGAAAAGUGCUUCCUUUCCUUGAUAUUUGGAUUCCUACUGUUUUCAGUGUUUUGAUGGUUGUCUAGUCAAUGUUACUUUAAAGGUCUAACGGCAAAUGUGUGCCAAGAGUUAUACAUGAUUAUUUCCUGAUGGGUACAACUUGGACAAAGCACAGAACAAGAUUUCACUGAGCCCUUUAAUAGAGACUGAUCUUCCCCUUUACCCUUUAUGCAGCAAAUUAGAGCACGACCAUUUUCUCUGGAAUGAAAUCUAUAGCAUUAUUUUCACUAAUCUUGGUUUUGUGACAGGUGGAGAAACAGAAUGUUUCAAACCUACUGAAACAAUUUUUCGAUACUACAGUAACUUUUAUUUCUGACCAUCAAUGCAUAAAAUUAAAUGUGUGGUUUUACCAAUACAAAAGUGAUCUCCCCACUAAAAUGUAAAUUUAACAGCGGGAUGGAGAACAAUUUUCCCAUCCGAAAUCUUUUUUAUAGGAUCAGUGUAUCAGAUAUUUGUGAAAUAUCUGUUAAGUGGUUGCAGGGUAAAGGGACUUGAUAUCCUUCCCCCCAGGCAUCCUAUGAGUCACCAAGUUAGUUUCUGAUGUUUGACGCCUAAAAAAAGGAGUUAUUGCAUAUUUCAAAACAAGUCUUUCGGUCUCCAGUUUGCUGUCCUACAUUUGCACAAUGCCAGGGCAUUCUUCUUGUCAAUCCACUCGCUGCCCACUUAUGGGAACUGAAGCCUACAGUUUUUCACCUGUGAAUAUUUGUCACAUAUUGUCUUUACCGUUUGGUGAAUUUUCUACUGUAAAGUUGAUCUCAGUACAGUUUGUCAGUUCUUGUGGAAAGAGCUUUCUGCAUUGUUUAGUACCACUGCAGUAAAAUAUACAGUACAAAACAAAAUUUAGGGUAAAGUUUCAGCCGAAGAGAAACAUUCAUGUUUAGUGAUAGUUCAUUUGAUCAGCUACUUCAAAAUGGUAUGCUUUAUUUAAGAAAACUGAAAUAAAGUCCUAAAACUAGUCUAGCAUAGUGAGGUGUGUGUAUCAGUUUUAUGAUGAAUAACUAUGUCUGUGUUACUUAACGUGUACAGAGAAAGUCUGAAUGGAAAUUUGCAGUAACCUGCUUCUGCAAGGUUUCCACUUUGAUUUCGGAAUAAACUCCAGAAUUAAGUAACUAGUUUAGGAAAUUGCUAAAUGCAGAAAGCUCUACCAGAUGGUAAAAUAAUUGAAAAGAUUAUUGGUCCUUGGCUCAAAUUCCAGUGUACUGUUUGUAUACCAAGAUAUGUGAAAUGUAAAUGUUGUAGGUUAUAUUUCACUCUUGUAGCUAAAAAAAAAGUAGACCAGACAUAGCUUGUACUACUGAGUUAACAAAAGUUAUCCUAAAGUAUCCACUUUAAAAUGUAUACAGAGUUGAGCUCAUUGCUGUAACCCCUUUUGGAUUGAAAAGUGUGCUGAUUUUUAUAUAUAUUAUAUAUAUUAUAUAUAAAUAUAGAUAUACAUACGUAAGAUGCCCUAAAGAAGACAUCCACUGUACUGCAGUUAUGAAAAUGAAAACGUUUUUGAAACAUUGUAUCAUAAUUCAUCAAAUUUGCAAUGGAUCUUUGUUCCUUUUUACUGUGGUAUUUUAGAAACAAGUCUCAUGUUUGAAUUUAGAUCUGCCAAGUUUGGGUAUUGCUGCUUCAAUUAAGCAUAGGGUGCCCGAAUAAACCAGUUAUGAAUGUAGUAUUUUUGUCCUGUGUGAAGCAGCUCCACUCCAACAAAUAGGAGGAAAAAACUAGAAAGAAUUAUUUCAAAUUUAUCUUUUUUGUAUAUUAAAAUAAAGAAUAAAUUACAA
This is a messenger RNA of Anolis carolinensis (green anole), 12329 nucleotides long. RefSeq names its product activin A receptor type 2B (gene acvr2b). Gene Ontology annotation, molecular function: ATP binding; activin receptor activity; activin binding. Gene Ontology annotation, biological process: protein phosphorylation; cellular response to growth factor stimulus; activin receptor signaling pathway. NCBI's taxonomy places the organism in Eukaryota, Metazoa, Chordata, Lepidosauria, Squamata, Anolidae. The transcript has 11 exons. The record is from RefSeq and is a predicted model, not a curated record. Gene Ontology annotation, cellular component: plasma membrane; activin receptor complex. Bases 732 to 2267 code for a protein of 511 amino acids.